AUGAAGCCCUCAGCAGGCACGAAGCCCUCAGCAGGCAUGAAGCCCUCAGCAGGCAUGAAGCCCUCAGCAGGCAUGAAGCCCUCAGCAGGCAUGAAGCUCUCAGCAGGCAUGAAGCCCUCAGCAGGCAUGAAGCCCUCAGCAGGCAUAAAGCCCUCAGCAGGCAUGAAGCCCUCAGCAGGCAUGAAGCCCUCAGCAGGUAUGAAGCCCUCAGCAGGCAUGAAGCUCUCAGCAGGCAUGAAGCCCUCAGCAGGCAUGAAGCUCUCAGCAGGCAUGAAGCCCUCAGCAGGCAUGAAGCCCUCAGCAGGCAUGAAGCCCUCAGCAGGCACAAAGCCCCUCAGCAGGCAUGAAGCCCCUAAGCAGGCAGGAAGUCCUCAGCAGGCAGGAAGCCCUCAGCAGGCAGGAAGCCCUCAGCAGGCAUGA
Messenger RNA from Procambarus clarkii (red swamp crayfish), 420 nucleotides. Lineage: Eukaryota; Metazoa; Arthropoda; Malacostraca; Decapoda; Cambaridae. The record is from RefSeq and is a predicted model, not a curated record.